AUGCUGAUGCCGGAGCCUGAGCUGAGUGUCUUGAGAACGAACCCAGCCUCAAGAUCAGGGAUCGGCAUGCAAGAGGAAGGGCGAAAGGAAAGAACCCACCAACCCUCGGAGCUCACCCCGCCUACCAUCAUUCGCCCAGGCAGGCACACAGGCCAUUCGCCGGGUCAGGUCAAGACGCAAAUGACAUUCGCUCGAAGACCGUUUGGAGCGCGUGGAUGCAUUUGGAAAUUUGUGCACGAAAAAAAAACCCCCCAGAAAGCGGUGUAUACGCUCAUAUUCUCUCCCAUUCCACUCAUCGAUGAGUUUCGUGAUUUAAAACAACUCCUCACAUCUGCCAAAUACGUGACUCGGGGCUCAGGAGAGCGUGUGAGAUCCCCGCAUGCCUUGAUCAAGGUUUGCACUCAGAGCGGCCAUAUCGCAUGA
Messenger RNA from Pseudocercospora fijiensis CIRAD86, 423 nucleotides. RefSeq lists its product as uncharacterized. The transcript has 3 exons. NCBI's taxonomy places the organism in Eukaryota, Fungi, Ascomycota, Dothideomycetes, Mycosphaerellales, Mycosphaerellaceae. The record is from RefSeq and is a predicted model, not a curated record. The coding region runs from base 1 to 423 and encodes 140 amino acids.